AUGGUCCUUCACAAUCCCAACAACUGGCAUUGGGUCAACAAGGAUGUCUCUGUCUGGACCCAGGACUAUCUCUCUAAAGAGCUCGUAGGCGUGCAGGCGGAGAAGGAUGGUAUUAGCGCAGAGGUCAGCAAGGUCUUAAGCAUGGAUGGAGAUGUGGACGUUUCACAGCGCAAGGGCAAAGUAAUCACCAUCUUCGACGUACGGCUACAGCUGGAGUGGACUGGCAAGAUCCCAGUCAAGGAGAAGAAUGAGAAAGACGACGGCACCGAAGAGGAGGUCGAAGGCCUGAAGGACGUGAGCGGGACAAUCACUAUUCCAGAGGUCGCACAUGACACCGAGGAGGAUGAGUAUGUUGUACGUUCUUCUGUCAAACCAUCAGCUGCGAGUUCGACCGCUGACGUGUUUUCGUAACAGUUUGAGGUGGAGCUUUACUCUUCGUCCCUAGAAAAGGAGCCGGCCAAGGAUCUCGUGCGCAAGGAAAUCACAUCCCAAAUUCGCAAGCAUCUCCAGAAGCUGGGUCCAACUCUCAUUGCUGAACAUGGCAAAGACGUGCAGCAUGCACCGGGCGAGAACCCAUCUGCCAAAUUCCCACCAGUUCGGACCAUGCAAUCCUCAUCAGUCGCAAAGCAAAAGGAUGAUCCUAGUUCCUCCUCCACCACUGCGACAUCAAACGUAUCGAACGGUCCGAAGGUGAACGUUACAUCGCUCUCCGAUCAACAGGAGUUCCGCACGACAGCCGAGCAACUUUUCGAGACGUUCACCGACCCGCAGCGCAUCACAGCCUUCACACGGGCCCCACCAAAGGUCUUCGAGGGUGCAAAGGAAGGCGGCAAGUUCGAGAUUUUCGGCGGAAACGUCUCUGGAUCCUACGUUAAGCUGGACAAGCCAACGUACAUUGAGCAGAAAUGGCGGCUGGCACAGUGGCCACAGGGACACUUCAGCACCUUGAAGAUCAAAUUCGAGCAGAACGACGUGGAUGCGGUUACUAUCAUGCGCGUCGACUGGGAGGGUGUGCCGAUCGGACAGGAAGAGCCGACCAAGAGGAACUGGGACGAAUACUACGUGCGGUCGAUCAAGACGACGUUCGGAUUUGGUACGAUCCUCUAA
Messenger RNA from Lecanosticta acicola, 1107 nucleotides. The record is from the annotation of a GenBank genome assembly. NCBI's taxonomy places the organism in Eukaryota, Fungi, Ascomycota, Dothideomycetes, Mycosphaerellales, Mycosphaerellaceae.